AUGGCAAGUAACAGAGCCCUGUCCUCCACAUACAGCGUAUACAAGUCAAUACAGCAGGACAAUUUCUUCAGAGAUGCUGAUGGAGAUGCUUGUGUAACAGCUGCUCGGAGCGAGUGUGGGGAGCAGGCAGUGCACGGCGAGGAGGUCUCUGAGGACCGGCUCAGGGCUGUGUCUCUGGAUGAGCGUGUUGGCCCCACAGCACACUCCGCCUGGAUUCCAUGGCUGCAAUUACAACUUUACGAAAGGCCCUUGAAGUCCAAUUGCAGACCAAGGACGUGGUCAUCUGUGAUCUGGAGAAAGAGCUGA
Messenger RNA from Knipowitschia caucasica, 306 nucleotides. The record is from the annotation of a GenBank genome assembly. Lineage: Eukaryota; Metazoa; Chordata; Actinopteri; Gobiiformes; Gobiidae.